AUGGCUUAUUCCUCCACCUACAUGAGCCAAUUUAAUGAAAAACACACUGAAGAACACUGGAGAGGUGUGAAACACAUUCUAAGAUACCUAAAGGGAGCACAACUCAAAAUGUUGAGAUUCCAGAAGACAGGUGAGCCCCUUCAAGUCUACUCAGAUGCUGACUGGGGAGGUGACAGAAUUGACCGUAAAUCUUACAGUCGUUAUAUAAUGCUACUCGCAGGUGCUCCAAUCUCAUGGUCGAGCAAGAAGCAACCCACAACAGCUUUAUUGUUGACAGAAUCAGAGUAUGUGGCGAUGUGUCACACAGCCAAGGAAAUCCUAUGGAUUAAAUAUCUGAUGAAGAAAAUCUGUACUGAAUUAGCUGCUUCACCUCAAAAAGUGUUAGUCGACAACUAG
Stegodyphus dumicola is the source of this 396-nucleotide messenger RNA. RefSeq lists its product as uncharacterized. Lineage: Eukaryota; Metazoa; Arthropoda; Arachnida; Araneae; Eresidae. The record is from RefSeq and is a predicted model, not a curated record.